Penicillium pulvis is the source of this 1191-nucleotide messenger RNA. Its product is annotated as TDT family transporter. NCBI's taxonomy places the organism in Eukaryota, Fungi, Ascomycota, Eurotiomycetes, Eurotiales, Aspergillaceae. Gene Ontology annotation, cellular component: plasma membrane. Gene Ontology annotation, biological process: sulfite transmembrane transport; transmembrane transport. The record is from RefSeq and is a predicted model, not a curated record. The transcript is spliced from 5 exons. Gene Ontology annotation, molecular function: sulfite transmembrane transporter activity. Bases 1 to 1191 code for a protein of 396 amino acids.
AUGGCGAAAUCUGACAAGGCUGCUGCCCCUAAGGGUCCAGCUAAAUACAAUGUCGGUUGGCGACGAGUGGUCCGCAAUUUCAGCCCAUCGUGGUUUGCAGUCACAAUGGGCACUGGAAUUGUCUCUGUUCUGUUUAACUCCAUUCCCUUCUCAUCGCCAGUUCUAUACUACAUUUCCAUUGUAUUCUUUGUGUUAAAUGUCAUCAUAUUCGCCUUGGCCUUCACUACCUCUCUCGUGCGAUACACCGUGUAUCCUGAGAUCUGGCGAGUGAUGGUUCAAGAUCCAACAAACUCACUCUUCUUAGCAACCAUACCCAUGGGCUUUGCUACUCUAAUCGAGAUGUGGGUUCUCGUCUGUGUUCCCCGGUGGGGAGAAUGGGCCUCGUCCUUUGCAUGGGCGUUGUGGAUAGUAGAUGUCGUCGCUGCAGCUUCGGUAACACUUUCGCUAUCGUUCAUAUUGAUAUCGCAAAGAUAUAUCACCUCUUUGGACCGGAUCACGGCGCUACAAUUGCUACCCAUAGCUGCGACAAUUGUCGCGGCCGGUGUAGGUGCGGAAGUCGCUAGUAUUCUACCUAACAGGGUCCAUGCAUUGGGAACCCUUCUAGUCUCCUUUAUUCUAUGGGGUAUGGGUACACCUUUAGCAUUGGCAGUGCUGGUCAUUUACUACCAACGACUAGCGGUGCAUAAACUGCCUCCACGUGAGGCUGUCGUGAGCUGCUUCCUGCCCCUGGGACCAUUAGGCUUUGGUGGAUUUGGUAUCAUCUACAUCGGGAAAGUAGCUCGUGAACUUCUCCAAGACUCAAACGUUCUCGAUCCCAUCGCCGGCUCCAUGGCUCAUGUCCUUGGUGUCUUUAUAUCUCUCCUUAUGUGGAGCUUUGGUUUAAUCUGGCUUGUCUUUGCUCUUGCGACUGUUCUAUACAGCUCCCCUUUCCCUUUCAACAUGGGAUGGUGGGGCUUUACAUUCCCGCUAGGUGUCUAUGCGGCCAACACAAUGGAGCUGGGGAAAGAGCUGGACCUCAUGUUUUUCAAGGUUUUUGGAACAAUUCUCAGCGCCGCCGUCCUUUUGUUGUGGGCGCUGGUGGCGUCCCGGACAGCUCUAGGAGCAUGGCAUGGGCACUUGUUCCAUGCGCCGUGUUUACAAAACUUGGGUCUGAAAGAGGAUGAAACAGAGGGUGAGCGUCUUCGAGCAUAG